Molecule: messenger RNA, 2421 nt
Organism: Cordyceps fumosorosea ARSEF 2679
Lineage: Eukaryota; Fungi; Ascomycota; Sordariomycetes; Hypocreales; Cordycipitaceae
Product: DNA/RNA helicase, DEAD/DEAH box type
Exons: 1
Coding region: 1-2421 (806 amino acids)
Cellular component (GO): nucleus
Molecular function (GO): ATP binding; nucleic acid binding
Source: RefSeq, a predicted model, not a curated record
AUGUAUGCGCGGUACGUGCCUUCAGCAGGCAGCCAGACUGCUCCAACCAGCUCCGACGCUCAGUCCACUCGCUAUAUCCCGGGCCAAACGAAUCCACCUGCGAAAGACGAGUCGAACUCGAAAAAGUCGAAGAGGAAAAGGACUGGCGCAGAUGCCACAGGCGAAUCUAUAGACAGAAAGUCGAAAAAGUCCAAAACCGCGGACCGAGAACCCGACGAAGAGACGAAAACCGUGAAAUCGAAAAAGCACAAGAAGGACAAGACGAAGAAGAAACGGUCGGACGAGGACGAGGAACAUGAUGCCCAAAUAGACAAGACUGUCGACGGUGAUGGCGAUGUGACUAUCACUUGCACAGAAGCUGUCGUAGCCCCCGAAAAGAAGAAGGCCAAGCGCGAAAAGAAGAAGCGAACCGAAGAGCUACCUGCCGAGGAUGACGACGACGACCAAAAUGGAAGACACAAAUCUGUUCUUGAGCAAAUGGCCAAGUCGUUGAAAAUGGCGAGCGAAGCUGCGGCAAACCAGACUGCUGAGGAGCCCGAGGAGGAAGUCGAACAGCACGGCCUGGAACCCCUGCCCCAGCCCGAACAGCCUGAGGAGGCAGACGCAAAACCCACGUAUGAUACCCUGCCAUCAUGGCUAGCGGCUCCCAUCCGCGUGUCGCAAUCGACGCGAACCAGUUUUGCGGACGUGGGAAUCCCUGCCAAGGUGGCCGAGGUAUUACAGAACAAGGGCUACGCCGAGGCGUUUGCUGUCCAAACUGCUGCGAUUCCCUUAUUGCUACCGAACAACAAAGGGUUGCCCGGCGAUUUGUUAAUAUCUGCGGCGACCGGAUCUGGAAAAACGCUAGCCUAUGCACUACCCAUUGUCAACGAUAUCAGCCAAGGUGUGGUCACGAGGUUGCGGGCACUGGUGGUUUUGCCCACUCGAGAACUCGUGCGACAGGCGCAAGAAGUGUUUGAGCUCUGCGCCAAAGCAUACGAAGGAAGCGACCGGAAGCGCGUGCGCAUAGGUAUCUCGGUCGGUAGCCAGCAGCUAAAAACGGAGCAAGAGAGCUUGAUUGAGCGAGAGUCGAGAUACGAUCCGGAGACAUACAAGGAUAUACUACAACAGAACCUCAAGGUAAAAGGCUUGCCCACGUCAGCGGACAUCGAUAUCGACGACGAAGACAGAGACCCGAGACUAGGCCCUUGGGAUGGCGAGGUCAUCGAUUUCGCCUCGACGGUGGACGUGCUCAUCUGCACGCCCGGUCGUCUCGUGGAGCACAUGGAGCAGACGCCUGGAUUCGACCUCGACUAUGUGCGGUGGCUGGUCGUCGACGAGGCUGAUAAGCUGCUCGCGCAGAGUUUCCAGGGCUGGCUGGACACGCUCAUGGCCCGGUUCCGGGCGUCAUCGCACUACGGCGCCCGCGACUUCCCCGGCAUGGCGUACGGCAGCGUGCGCAAGGUGGUCCUCUCGGCGACGCUGACGCGCGACCUGAGCCUACUGGGCCAGCUGGCGCUGCGUCGACCGCAACUCAUUGUGCUGGAUGCCGACGACGACAAGACCGGCGAGGCGCAGGUCUCGGAGCACACGCUGCCGGAGCAGCUCCGCGAGUGGGCGACCCGCGUGCAUGAUGCCAAUCUCAAGCCGCUAUACCUAUUGGAGCUCUUGCGUGGAGGCCUGAUGACGGCGCAGGAGCCGGAGGCGGCGCCUACGAAAACGGUUGCUGCCAAAUCGGCGCCGGACGCUUCGGACAAGAGCUCAGACACGUCCAGCUCGGACUCGGAUUCGUCGUCUGAUAGCAGCUCCGACUCCGACUCCGACCCCGACACCUCUGAUUCAGAUUCUGACACAAGCUCAGACUCCGAUUCCGAUUCCGACUCGGACUCUGACUCCCCCACCGCCCCCGCGCCUAGGAAAGCCACCACGUCGCUCCCCAUGGCCCUCAUCUUCACCAAGUCCAACGAGUCCGCUCUUCGACUGUCUCGCCUCCUCGCACUCCUCGACCCGUCGUUGGCCGCGCACGUCGGCACCGCGCUCACGUCGAUGACCGCAACGGCGCAGCGCCGGCGCACCCUGCGCGCGCUCGCCGACCCCUUGUCGCCGGUGCGGCUUGUCGUCGCGUCGGAUCUGGUCGCGCGCGGCAUCGACAUCCCCGGCCUGCCGCACGUCGUCAACUACGACCUGCCGCCGAGCCUGGCCGCGUACGUGCACCGCGUCGGGCGCACCGCGCGCGCCGGGCGGGACGGUCGCGCGUGGACGCUCGUGGCCGACGGCGAGAGCGGCUGGUUCUGGGGCAAGAUCGCCAAGGGCGCCGGCGUGCGCCGCGCGCACAAGGUGGAGCGCGCGCGCGUCGAGGAGAUGUCCGAGGAGCGCGUGCGCGAGUACGAGGCGGCGCUGGAGGCGCUGGGCAAGGAAGCGCACGAUCGGCGCAAGAGGUAG